Messenger RNA from Myotis davidii, 2228 nucleotides. It is a transcript of the gene RNF168, whose product is annotated as ring finger protein 168, E3 ubiquitin protein ligase. Bases 165 to 2024 code for a protein of 619 amino acids. Gene Ontology annotation, molecular function: nucleosome binding; ubiquitin-protein transferase activity. Gene Ontology annotation, biological process: protein ubiquitination; double-strand break repair. The record is from RefSeq and is a predicted model, not a curated record. The transcript has 7 exons. Gene Ontology annotation, cellular component: nucleus; site of double-strand break. NCBI's taxonomy places the organism in Eukaryota, Metazoa, Chordata, Mammalia, Chiroptera, Vespertilionidae.
CUUUCGGCGGGCAGUUGUGACGUCACCAGCCCUUGUCGGGUUGCUGCGGCACCACCGAUGGGAUGUAGCUAUUUAGCUGCCUCUAGCGAGGGGAGACGCGGCCUCCGAGCGCCCCAGAUGCCGGAAAGCUGGGACGCGGGGGUUCGCGCGCUGACCCCGCAGCGAUGGUGAAACGGAAGUCCUCCAGCGGAGCCAGAAGUCCCCGCGGAAGCAGGGUCCUUUCCGGGACGGUGGCCCCGAGGCUGCUGCCUGGACGGCGGCGGGAGCAUCCUCACCUGCAUAUUAAAAUGGCUGUACCUCAAGAUGCCAUCCCUUCCUUGUCGGAAUGCCAGUGCGGGAUCUGCAUGGAAAUCUUCAUGGAGCCGGUGACACUGCCCUGUAACCACACGCUCUGUAAUGCAUGCUUCCAGUCGACUGUGGAGAAGGCGAACCUAUGCUGUCCCUUCUGUCGGCGUCGGGUCUCUUCGUGGACCCGGUAUCACACUCGAAGAAAUUCUCUCAUCAAUAAGGAACUGUGGGAGGUAAUUCAGAAACACUACCCAAAGGAAUGCAAGCUUAGAGCCUCUGGGCAAGAAUUAGAAGACACCGUUGAUGACUAUCAGCCAGUUCACCUGUUAAGUAAACCUGGAGAAUUGAGAAGAGAAUAUGAAGAGGAGAUAAGCAAGGUAGAGGCAGAGCGACGGGCCAGUGAGGAAGAAGAAAACAAAGCCAGUGAAGAGUACAUACAGAAAUUAUUGGCAGAGGAGGAGGAAGAAGAAAAGAGACAGGCAGAAAAAAGGAGAAGAGAGAUGGAAGAACAGCUAAAAAGUGAUGAAGAACUGGCAAGAAAGCUAAGCAUUAAUAUUCUUUUUCUGUUGUUAAAGAACAACUUCUGUGAGAAAAAAGUCUUGGCUUCUCCCAUGAAUUCCAGAAAAUCUGAUCCAGUCACAAGCAAGUUGCAAAAGAAAAGUAAAAAUAAACAAACAAAUACUGGAGAUAUUCAGAAGUAUUUGUCACCUAAAUCUCAAUUUGGGUCAGCAUCACAGUCUGAAGUUGUACAAGAAGGCAAACAAAAGUCCAUGUCUAAGGAAACUGAUAGUAGCAAUGUAAAGAGCCCUAUGUGGCAAGACACAGAAGUGGAGGAAGAUAUGCCAACACUUUCUCCGCAAAUAUACCUUGAAAUUCAAGAACAAGGUGCAAAGUCUUCAAUAGAGUCACCUAUGCCUCAGUUAUGUGCCAGUGAUACAGAAUGGUGCCUUGAAGGAGAAGUCAAAAUGAGACCAAAAAAUCAUGAUAAAGAAUUAUGUGCCAUAAAUCCUGAGAGACCUGAAGCCAGAGUCCCCUAUCCUAGAGAAGCUGCAGUUAUGCCUUGUGGCGAAACAGAGAGUGGGUGUGCUCUAUCAUAUGUGACCCAGAUAAUUGGAAAUAACACAGUUGAGACAGAAAAUGAAGAGUCUUGCCUACUGAUCAGUGAAGAAGGUAUUUGCAAAAGAAAAAAUCAGGAGUCUUCUUUUGAAGCAGUCAGGGAUCCAUGCUUUUCUGCAAAAAGAAGGAAAAUGUCCUCCGAAUCUUCCUCAGACCAAGAGGAAACAGAAACCAGCUUUACUCAAAAACUGUUAGAUUUGGAACAUCUACUUUUUGAGAGACAUAAGCAAGAAGAACAGGACAGGUUAUUAGCACUACAGAUUCAAAAAGAGGUGGACAAAGAACAAAUGAAGCCAAACCGACAAAAAGGAUCCCCGGGUGAAUAUCAUUUACGUUCUACGCCCUCACCUCCAGACAAAUUGCUAAAUGGACAGAGGGAGAAAUCCAAAAAUAGGAACGUAAAAGGACAAGCUGAUACAGAGCAUCCAAAACCUCAAAGAGGCCCCAAAACUGCAAAUUGCCAACCUUCUUUUAAGAUCCAGUUGAGACAUUCAGUUAAUGGAAGAAAGAUGCCAAAUUCUGCUAGAGAUCAUUGUAAUGUAUCUAAAAGUGUUUGUUCCCUACAGCCUAGUAAGUCACAGAAAAGUAUUUUUCAGAUGUUUCAGAGAUACACAGAGUAAUGGGUGGGUAAAGGAAGAAGUAUUUUAGAAACUGGUAAAGCUGGAUUGUGAUGCUCUCUUUUUUAUCAUAGAAUGUUUAUAAAACUUUUUCUGCUUGUGGGCACACUCAUUGCCUCUAAUUGAAUGACUAUGUGAUUACAAGGGAGGAAUAUACAAAUGUACUUCUGCCAAAGUCAGUGAUAACCAAGAGUCUCAAUUCUUUUU